Andrographis paniculata is the source of this 565-nucleotide messenger RNA. RefSeq lists its product as uncharacterized. Lineage: Eukaryota; Viridiplantae; Streptophyta; Magnoliopsida; Lamiales; Acanthaceae. The transcript has a single exon. The coding region runs from base 180 to 557 and encodes 125 amino acids. The record is from RefSeq and is a predicted model, not a curated record.
UUUAAUUUUGGAUUUGACGUCAAGAGAAUAAAAUGCUUCACAGUAGUAGCACACCAGCAGUCAAAAUUCGUGCAAAUUAGUUUCUCUUCACUCGUAUUCAAUCGGUUCAAUAAUUCCCCCUCCCUAUAAAUUCACUCCGAUUUUCACUCUCAAAUCAUCAGCCUUAUCAAUCAGCUUCCAUGGCGGAAGAAUUUGAGGAAUCGGAAAUUAUAUUUCAAGAGGAAGAAGACAACAACGAGAUCGAGAUCGACAAUUUUCAGGCGAACUCCAUUGAAUCCAUAAAUAAAGAGAAGACGACGAAGAUGAACGGUGAGAAUUCAGUUCCGAUGAGCAUACCUGAACAUCUGUACCAGAAUCCGUGUAUUCGCAGCGCCAACUCGGAUUUGGACGGCGACGAAACAGAAAUGGUUCCACCACACGUUAUCAUCGGGCGGCGCGCGGCCGGAAAAAUGAUGGCGCUCUCGGUUUGUACGGGAAACGAGAGGACUCUCAAAGGAAGAAAUUUGAACCAAGUAAGGAAUUCGGUCCUUAGGAUGACCGGAUUUCUUGAGACCUAAAAGUUCCC